AUGACAACACAAAAUGAUUAUCUCCAUUACGAAACAAUACAUGAAUCAACCACAGAACCUUCUACCCAAAAAACUCAUUUUAAACAAACACCAAUACCAAAACCAGCUGCACCACCACCACCUUCUAUUCUUUUAUCACCAAAACAUAGAGCCCCUCCACCUCCAUUAUCUCCAAGGGUGAAUGGAUUAAAUGAUGUUCAACAACCAUCUUGGGUGAAUGAUCCUUCAACUGAUUCUGUUCAUAAUUUAGAUUCUAAACCAAUAAUUGAAAAGAAAAUUGAAUUUAAAAGAAAUGUUGAUACUAUUCAUCGAGAAGAAUUACAUAAAGAUGAUGGCGUAUUACAUUUACAAAGUCCACAAAUUAUACAAAGACCACGUUCAUUUAGUGAUACUUAUGGUAAAUUAAAAGAAGUUCCAAACACAUUUAAUGUUUCUACUGAAAAAAAGAAGAAAAAAAAAAAAUUUGGAAUAUUUGGAAAGAAAGAAGAAGAUAUUAUUAUUAGUGAUCCUGAAGGAUUUUCAAUAACUAUUAGUAUGAGGCCAGGUUCAUCUUCAAAUCCAUUAAGUAGGUUUGAUGGUAAAAGUGAGAAAGCAUUAUAUCCAUUAAAUCCUCCUCUUCCUCUUUUGAAUAAACGAUAUGUAAGUUCAGAAAAGGAGUAUUUUGAUUUAAUUGAUGAAAUUGAAAAGGAGCAAUUAUUUUUUGAUGAAUGGAGUAGUCCUGUUGUACCAAAUGAAAAAUGGGAAAUGAAUUAUUCUAAUGGUUGGGAAAAAAAAAGCCUUGUUACUACAUCAUGUAUUGAAGAUGGAUAUUACAUUGAAAUUGAAGAGGGUGCUUGUACUACAAAUACUGAUUUAAAAGAUUAUUUAAUUGUAGAUAUCACGUCUGACUUUAAUUACUUUAACAAAUUUGUAAAAGGUAAUCCAGAUGCAGAGCAUUAUAUUUUAACAGAAGAACCAACAGCUCUUAGUAUUAUUCCAGCAACACACAAUGGAUUUAGAAGAGGAAUUGUAAUGAAUAAGAAAGGAGAAAUUCGAUGUUUAUUACCAAAUGAAUUAGAAAAGGUUAAAGAAUUUAAAGUUGCUUUUCCAGACUUAAGUCAUGGAGAUUUUUAUAAAUUGAGUAAGCAAAAUAAAGAAAAGUUUGAAAAUGAAAUAGCAAGGAUUGAAAUAAUGAAUUCAAUUAGUCAUUAUAAAUUUGGAAUAUUAUAUUGUCAGUCUGGUCAAAGUAAUGAAGAUCAAAUGUUUGGAAAUACUGAAGGAUGUCCUGCCUUUUAUAAAUUCUUGGACUUACUUGGAAAUAAAAUUGAGUUACAUGGAUUUAAUAAGUACAGAGGUGGAUUAGAUGUUUCAAGUGGUUCUACUGGAAUUUAUAGUUAUUUUACAGAAUAUUUAAGUUAUGAAAUUAUGUUUCAUGUCUCUACAUUAUUACCAGAACAACCUGGAGAUCUUCAAAGAGUAGAAAAGAAAAGACAUAUUGGAAAUGAUGUUGUUGUCAUUAUAUUUAAAGAACAAGGAAAUAAUUGGCAAGAUCAAUUUAAUCCUAAAUGUCUAACUUCACAAUUUAAUCAUAUAUUUAUUGUUGUUCAACCAGAAAUAAACACAAAAGAUAAUAUGGGAUAUUUUAUUACUGUUUGUUGUAAGUCAUCUGUUAGUCCAUUUCCUCCAUUCAUGACAACAACGCAUUACAGUCAUGAUGAAAAAACAAGAGAAUUCAUUUUGAGAAAAGCUAUAAAUGGGGAACGAACAGCAAUGUUUUCGACUGCUUUUAAAGGAAAUGCAACUAAAACUAGAAAAAAACAACUUUCAUUAUUAUUUGAAAGCCUUGAAGAUUGA
Entamoeba histolytica HM-1:IMSS is the source of this 1833-nucleotide messenger RNA. RefSeq names its product Rap/Ran GTPase-activating protein, putative. Gene Ontology annotation, molecular function: GTPase activator activity. The coding region runs from base 1 to 1833 and encodes 610 amino acids. Gene Ontology annotation, biological process: regulation of small GTPase mediated signal transduction; activation of GTPase activity. The transcript has a single exon. Lineage: Eukaryota; Evosea; Mastigamoebida; Endamoebidae. The record is from RefSeq and is a predicted model, not a curated record. Gene Ontology annotation, cellular component: cytoplasm.